Aphanomyces invadans is the source of this 1087-nucleotide messenger RNA. RefSeq lists its product as hypothetical. Gene Ontology annotation, molecular function: carboxylic ester hydrolase activity; palmitoyl-(protein) hydrolase activity. The coding region runs from base 192 to 881 and encodes 229 amino acids. NCBI's taxonomy places the organism in Eukaryota, Oomycota, Saprolegniomycetes, Saprolegniales, Verrucalvaceae. The transcript has 5 exons. The record is from RefSeq and is a predicted model, not a curated record. Gene Ontology annotation, biological process: protein depalmitoylation. Gene Ontology annotation, cellular component: cytoplasm.
UGGCGCGCUGUCUGGCUGUAGGCGAUGAAGUGGUCACGCUCGGAGUCCGAGGCAAGGUUCUGAAGGUCGUUCCGGCCUCUGGCGCCGCCCUCCUUCAAGUGCAUGCCACCUCGACAACUAGAUGGGCCUUUCUCCAUGAAAUCAAUGUUUUGUCUGCAUCUAUUGUGUGGACUCCGUCGCGGUUUCCCUCCAUGCUGCAAUGCUUUCAAGUCCAAGGCAGCUUAACGUGCAACGAGAACUUAAUCCUCUUCCUGCAUGGGCUUGGAGACACCCACGAGAGCUUAUUUACCCUUGGCCAAGCCAUGCAGUUGCCCCAGACUGCAUUCGCAUCAUUUCGCGCACCCCAUGCCCUUCCAUUUGAGCUCGGAUACGCGUGGCUCGAUCCAUCCCUCGAUAGAAAGGGCGAAGUCCUUCCUCACCACGUUUAUGACCCAAAGCGACUUCACAGCCUAGAUCAAGUCGUUGCUGUGUGGAUGGACGUCCUUUCAAUGCUACAGAUAGUGUACAAUUGGCCACUCCAUCGGAUCUUCCUGAUGGGGUUUGGCCAUGGCGGCACGGUCGCAUUGCAUGUAGCAGCUGCAUGCCGCCAACGCCUCGGAGGUGUCGUGAGUGUGUCUGGUGCGCUAUUGCGCCCCACUUGCGCAUUAACGAGUGCGACGCCGGGUCUGAUGCUCCAUAGCACAUGUGAUCCACUCAUUCUCACUGACGUGUUCCAAGCCACAGCCACCGCCAUGCCACUCGUCAAGACAAAGUGCUUUGAUUACUUCCCCAUUGGCCUCUCCAACCAGGACGAAAUGCGGGCCAUCAUGCAGUUUUACGACGAGAAUUUGUACCUGCGCAACUUGGCGCUGGAGCAGCAAGCUGAUGUGUUUGAACUGUGAUAUCCCUUCACGGACAUAUGAAAACGGAGGGGUCACUUUGUGUCGCCAACCCCGACACGUCCCCAUCCAGUGCACACAAUGCAAACGUAAAGUCUGCUGCAGAUGUGCGGGAGGCGAUAGCUCGAGAUCACAUCGAAGCAGCGCCUUGUGCGAUGGUGACAGCGGUGUCUAAAUUGUUGAAAAUUUAAUCCAUCGUUGAUCGAAAA